Messenger RNA from Egretta garzetta (little egret), 1050 nucleotides. Its product is annotated as olfactory receptor 14J1. Gene Ontology annotation, molecular function: G protein-coupled receptor activity; olfactory receptor activity. The transcript has 2 exons. Gene Ontology annotation, cellular component: membrane. NCBI's taxonomy places the organism in Eukaryota, Metazoa, Chordata, Aves, Pelecaniformes, Ardeidae. The coding region runs from base 13 to 1050 and encodes 345 amino acids. Gene Ontology annotation, biological process: G protein-coupled receptor signaling pathway. The record is from RefSeq and is a predicted model, not a curated record.
CAGAGACAUCAGAUGUCCAACAGCAGCUCCAUCACCCAGUUCCUCCUCCUGGCAUUCGCAGACACACGGGAGCUGCAGCUCUUGCACUUCUGGCUCUUCCUGGGCAUCUACCUGGCUGCCCUCCUGGGCAACGGCCUCAUCAUCACCGCCAUAGCCUGCGACCACCACCUCCACACCCCCAUGUACUUCUUCCUCCUCAACCUCUCCCUCCUUGACCUGGGAUCCAUCUCUACCAUUGUCCCCAAAUCCAUGGCCAGUUCCCUCUGGAACACCAGGGCCAUUUCCUAUGCAGGAUGUGCUGCACAGGCCUUUCUGUUUGCCUUCUUGGUAGCAGCAGAGUAUUCUCUUCUCACUGUCAUGGCCUAUGACCGCUACGUUGCCAUCUGCAAACCCCUGCACUACGGGACCCUCCUGGGCAGCAGAGCUUGUGUCCACAUGGCAGCAGCUGCCUGGGGCAGUGGGUUCCUCAGUGCUCUCUCCUGCACACUCAAUACUUUUUCAGUGCCCCUCUGCAAGGGCAAUGCUUUGGGCCAGUUCUUCUGUGAAAUCCCCCAGAUCCUCAAGCUCUCCUGCUCAGAUGCCUACCUCAGGGAAAUUUGGCUUCUUGUAUUCAGUGUCUCUAUUGCAUUUGGGUGUUUUAUUUUCAUUGUGCUGUCUUAUGUGCAGAUCUUCAGGGCUGUGCUGAGGAUCCCCUCUGAGCAGGGAUGGCACAAAGUCUUUUUCACAUGCCUCCCUCACCUGGCUGUAGUCUCCCUGCUUGUCAGCACUGGCAUGUUUGCUUACCUGAAGCCUUCCUCCAUCUCCUCCCCAUCCCUGGAUCUUGUGGUGGCAGUGCUUUACUCAGUGGUGCCUCCGACAUUGAACCCUCUCAUCUAUAGCAUGAGGAACCAGGAGCUCAAGGCUGCCCUGAGGAAACUGAUCACACGCUUUUCAACAGCCAUAGACCGUGUACCUUCCUCCACAAAUGACUCCCAGAGUCUGGCGUGUCAAGGCAGGUCCUUGUGCUACAAGCACAUGCCCUGGAUACAUUUCCGCAAGAUGAACAUGUGA